AUCAGCCCCCCGGGUCCAAUAGUUCUUCGUGCUUGCUCCGUUCCCACCGGUCCCAACGGCCAUGGAUGGGGCUCCCUCGGUGCAGGUGAGGCUGUGUAGCAGUGCUGCCAAGGUGCCCCUGAGCCCUGAGGAAGGCAUUGGUGCCUUGAAAUCUCGUGUGGCUGGGGCCUUUGGUUUGACUGCACCCUUCGACAUCCUUGGACCGGAGGGGCGCCUCACCACGGAUGAAGAUGCAGCACAAGCCUUGAAAGGUGAGGGCUCGGAGUUGAGCAUCAGUACUGGUGAGGACGCAUUGUUGGACCUUGAGCGUGCGCGCGAGGAGUCCGGGGUCUUGCGAUGGGCGCUCCUUCGCCAGAUACUGGCGGACAUGCGUGCGCGCAUGGCAGAGAUGUCCUCAAAUAUCAGUGAAGGAAAGCACAAAGCAGCUGUGCUGGAACAGCAGUUGGUGCGUGAACGAAGUUCGCGUGAAGCCAUCCAGAAUGCUUUGAGGAACGAGCUCGUUGAGUCAAAGGAACAGCUGGCAGUUGAAAUCCAUAAGGUGCGACAAGAAAGCAAGAGAAAUUUAGAUGAAGCCGUCUCGGGGUUGCAGCAGCAAGUGCAGAUCCUGGCAAAGGAGCACUCUGAUGCAUUGGAGUCCAAGGAGGCCGCCCUGAAAGAAGCUCUGCAGAGUGAGUCGGCGGGCCGCCUGCGUGAUGCGGAUGAGAACCUGCGGCGCUUUCAGGAGCUGCGCAAUUUGGUCACAGAGGAGUCGACCGCUCGUGGUGACGCCUUCAAGAAGGCCCUGGGUGCGGUGAACGCCACGGAGGAGCGCCUCAGCGCCGAGAGCUCAGCGCGCCAACAGUUGCAGGCGCAGACGGAAGCAGCCAUUGGCAAGAGGUCCAAUGAGAUCCAGCAGUUGGAGACGAAGCUCAGCGCCUUCAUCAGCUCCAUGCAGAGUUCCCUGGCUGACAGCAAUGCCAAGUUGGAGGCGGAGGAGAGCCUCCGAGCCUCGGGGCUGGAGAAGUUGGGGAACUCCAUGGAGGCGCUGAGGCAAGAUGUUGGCUCCAGGGUGGCACAGCUGGAAGGAAACAUCAAUGAAGCUAUGGCUGGGUUGGAGGCUGACUUGAAGGCUAUGGUGAUGGAGGUGAAGGAGAAGGCCCAACAGCAAGAUCAACAACAGAAGGAUGCUUUGCAAGAGCUUUCCAGAAAGCUGGAGGAGGAAGCCAGCGACCGGCGACACUGUGAGCAACGCACUGCAGGUAUGUUGAGCGGCCUGCAGGUGGCCAUCAGCAACGAGGAACAGGCGCGGGAGGCUGCCUUGACCGAGGCCAGUCGCCUGCAGGGGCUCCUGGAGGCGCGACUGGAGACCUUGGAAUCUGGGUUGAAGGAUACAGCGGUGGGGCUCAAGGCGGAAAUUUCCAACUUGGAGGAGAGCUUCUCCAAGUUCUGUGCAGAGGAACAGGUGGCCCGGGACGUGGCGAAACAGGACUUGGAAGCCGCCCAGCUGCGCAAGCACGAGGCCCUGAGCGAGGAGAUGCGUCGGGCGCAUGCGGCGCAGACAGAGGAGAGCAGGCAGUGGGCGCAGACGCUGGUGGAGCGGCUCAGCAACGACCUGCGAGGUGAGCGUGAGGCGCUCUUCCAGGAGCUCAACCGUCGCUGUGACGAGGUGGCGAAGCUGAACGCGGAGCACAUUCGGCUGGAAAUGGCCGCGGAGCUACAGAAGGUGGACGCCACCAGUUCUGAGAUGUUGCUGAAACAGAAGGCCAUGUUGGAGGAGGAGAAGCAUCGCUACGAACACCAGGCCUCCUGCGCCGCCUCGGAGGUCAAGGCUGCCCUGGACGCGCACGGCGACUUCGCGGAGGCCCUGGAGGCCGAGCAGCGCCUCAUCGUGGAGCGCCUCACGGAGCAGCUGACGAAGGAGGCGGCGCAACGGCACGAGCUCAUGAAGCGCCUGGGAGUGGUGGAAAUGGAUGUGCAGAAGGUCAGGGGCCAUUUGCCAAUUCUCUUUGCUUCGCCUACAGCUUUCCGGUGAUUUCGGAUGAUGGGGCAAUGGGGCUUGGACAAUUGCUUUCAUGAUGGCUUCAGCGCCUGAGCCUCCGUUGUGGCGUGCGGCUGCGCACGAAAACGUGAGAGGUAUUGGAGCCACCCUGAGCGAUCAGGCUCAGGAGUUGGGGAAAUUACUGUAUUGAAAAAUUGAAAAUUCAUGGGGCUCCGUCCCUGCACAGGCUGCAAAUAGACUGCAUAGAUUUCAAAUUCGCGGAGUUCUUUAACGCAUGAUGUGAGCCUAUUUAGUUGCUGAUGAUUCCCUGCUGGCCUACAGGCUUGCAGCGACGUGAAAUUCAGAGAAGUCAGCGGUUGGAUGCGAUGUGCAUGCUCUUUUCAAAA
This is a messenger RNA of Cladocopium goreaui, 2364 nucleotides long. NCBI's taxonomy places the organism in Eukaryota, Dinophyceae, Suessiales, Symbiodiniaceae. The record is from the annotation of a GenBank genome assembly.